Messenger RNA from Entamoeba dispar SAW760, 339 nucleotides. RefSeq lists its product as uncharacterized. NCBI's taxonomy places the organism in Eukaryota, Evosea, Mastigamoebida, Endamoebidae. The record is from RefSeq and is a predicted model, not a curated record. The transcript is spliced from 4 exons. Bases 1 to 339 code for a protein of 112 amino acids.
AUGAAUGAAUAUGAAUCAAUGAAAUCAUAUCUAUUUAUUGUAUCUAUAAUUUCUUGUUUUUAUCAAACAUAUUGCAAUGUUUAUAAUCAUUAUUCAUACUUGAACAGUUACAUAAAUCAAAUUCAUACAUUUAUUGUGUUGUAUUUUGUUGAUGUGUUAAUUUGUUUAUUUGUUGAUUCAUUGGAUUUGUAUCAUAUUCAUAUUCUUCAUUAUCAUAAACAACAUCUUCUAAUGUUUCAUCACAACAAUUUUUUGUUAUCGUUCAGAAACACUACUUUUAGUUUAGAAAAUACAUCUCUAAAUAUAACAACAGGUAAAUGGAGAGUGAAUUUACCAUGA